UUGUGGCUCCAAGCAGGUUGUCUUGCUACCGCCCCUCCCCGCGCACAGUGGGAGCGACGGGGCUGUCUUUUUGGCGACCGCGCCGCAGGUGCGGCGGCCGCGCUUGAGCCAUGCAGGGCGGCUACGGGCAGGGGGGCUACGGCUACGGGCAGCAGGGCUACGGCUACGACCAGCAGGCCGCCUUCCAGCAGCAGCAGCAAUGGCUCGCCCAGCAGCAGCAGAUGGGGCAGAUGGGCGGCUACGGGCAGCAGAUGGGCUACCCAGGACAGCAGUUCGGGCAGCAGCAGUACCAGCAGUUCGGCGGGUACCAGCAGCAACUGCAGCAGCAGCAGCAGCCGCAGCAGCGGGACUUCCCCCAAGGGCAGAAGGGCGGCGGCCAGAAGGGCGGCGCGCCUGGCCAGAAGGGCGGCGGCCGCGGCUUCGGCGCGGCCGACAUCCGCGCUCAGAUGGAGAGCGACCGCGGCGGCAUGCGUGAUGCAGGCGGCAUGCGGGAUGCAGGCGGCAUGCGGGACUCAGGCGGCGGCAAGGGUGGCGCCGGCCGUGGCCAACAGGGCGGCCCAGCAGGCCAGAAGGGUGGCGCCCCGGCGCCCGCGAAGGCAGCCCCAGCCAAGCCGCAGGUGUCGGCAGAGGAGUUGGCCGCCAAGAAGGCCAAGCAAAAGGAGCAGAUGGAGAAGGAGAGGGCGCACGCGGAGGCCAAGAAGCGCGAGCGCAUGGGCCUGCCUCCCCUGGAGUCUGAGGCGCCGCAGGAGAAGGCGGCGGAGCCUCCACCGCCCGAGGAGCCGAAGGCGAAGGAGCCGGAGGCGAAGGCGCCCGAGCCGGCCGCGCAGGCUGAGCCCGAGGAAGAUUGGGAGGCAGAGUCGGCGGAACCUGCACCCGCGACGGCCAAGGCGCCGGUUGCGGAGGAGCCCAAGCCGGAGCCUCCCAAGGAGGCCCCCAAGGAGGCCCCCAAGGAGGAGGCGCCCGCGGACGACUUCGACGAGGAGGACGAGGUUGUCGAGAAGGCCCCCGCCGCGGACGACGGCCAGAAGAAGCCGCUGGCGACCCCGGACCCGCGGCCGCACCUGAACGUGGUCUUCAUCGGCCAUGUCGACGCGGGUAAGUCCACGACCUGCGGCAAUAUUCUGUAUCUCAGCGGCUGUGUCGACGACAGGAUGAUCGAGAAGUACCAAAAGGAGGCGAAGGACAAGAAUCGUGAUAGCUGGUUCCUGGCCUACAUCAUGGACACAAACGAGGAGGAGAAGGCGAAGGGCAAAACAGUCGAGGUCGGAAGAGCACAGUUCCAGACCGCGAAACGCCGCUUCACCAUCCUGGACGCGCCAGGGCACAAGUCCUACGUGCCCAACAUGAUUGCGGGAGCAUCGCAGGCUGACAUCGGCGUUCUGAUCAUCUCCGCGCGGAAAGGCGAGUUCGAGACCGGCUUCGAGAAGGGAGGGCAGACGAAGGA
Prorocentrum cordatum is the source of this 1444-nucleotide messenger RNA. NCBI's taxonomy places the organism in Eukaryota, Dinophyceae, Prorocentrales, Prorocentraceae. The record is from the annotation of a GenBank genome assembly.